AUGGCGGGCGUCAACUCGAAAACAAAAAGAAAAGAAUGGAAUUCAGAGCAUAUGGCGGAAGCUAUUAAAUUUGUAAGAGAGAAAAAGAUGGGUUACUUGAAAGCUGCAAAACACUUUGAUGUGCCUAGAUCGACUUUGUUUCGAUUAUGUCAGAAAAACGAAUUUUCUCCAGAAGAAGCUGCAGCCAAUACAUUGGGAAGGAAGACUGUAUUAGGGACAACACUUGAAAAUCUUUUGGUAGACUACAUUUUGACGAUGGAGAGCAAAUUCCAUGGUUUGACGAGAAAUGAUGUUCGAAGAAUGGCAUACAUGUUAGCAACUCGUAAUGAGUUGAAAUAUCCAUUUGGUGAGACUGGCAUGGCUGGAAAAAAAUGGCUUAAAUUAUUUCUAAAACGCCAUAAAGACAAGCUAUCAGUGAGAAGACCAACUGGCACGUCUUUUGCUAGAGCCUUUGGAUUCAGCAAAGAAAAAGUAGACUCAUUCUUUGAACUCCUCGAAGACGUCUAUUCUCAAGGAAACUAUGGUCCAAGUCGCAUAUACAACGUGGAUGAAUCUGGGCUUACCGUAGUACAGAGCAAGAUACCCCAAGUGAUUGGGUAUAAAGGAAAACGGCAGAUAGCUUCACUUACCUCGGCGGAAAGGGGUUCAUUAAUGACGAUUGUUGUUGCCAUGAACGCCACUGGUCAUUUUGUGCCUCCCUUUAUUAUAUUCCCACGCAAAAAUAUGAGUGAUCAGCUAAUGAGAGGCUGUCCCUCAGGCGCUGUUGGCAUUGCACAUCCAUCAGGGUGGAUACAAAUGAACAUAUUUACUGACUGGUUCAAACAUUUCAUAAAACAUACAAACCCUACACCGGAAUCAAAAGUAUUACUGAUCUUAGAUGGCCAUUUUUCUCACACUCGUAACAUCGACGUGAUAGAGCUUGCUAGGCAAAACAACGUAGAAAUUGUCUCCUUACCUGCUCACACAACUCACAAGCUCCAGCCACUAGAAAAAAACCUUUAUGGGCCCACUAAAAACCUAUUACAAGCUUAUUUAAAAGUGCAAACUGGUGAGAUUUCAGCAAAUGGAUUUCGUGCAACUGGCUUAUGGCCAUUGAAUAAAAAUAUUUUCUCCGCGGUCGACUAUCUUGCUGCGCAACAAGAUGCGGUUAAAGAUUGCACAGUCAAUGUUACAUCGAUGACAUCAAGUCAACAAUCUAAAGAACCUGUUGAUGAUUGUAUGCCUUUAACUGAAACUUUCACACUCAACAAAGAAACAAAUAUUGAACCUGUACUCUCAACUUCCAGACUUUCUCGCAGUGAUUUAGGAUUAGUGUCUCCAUAUGACAUCAGUCCAGUACCAAGCAAGAAACGGAAACCUUCUGCUAGAGGAAGAAAGGCAACUGUUGCAGCAGUCAUCACGUCGUCACCGUACAAGAAUGACCUUAUAGACAAAAGCAAGAAAAAAGAAGAAAAAGACAAUAAAUUGGCAAUAAACAAGAAUAAAAAACAGAACGAGAAGAAAUCAAAAGGAAAAAAACCAAAAGAGAAGACUAAGCCUAAGUCAGAUUCAGAUGAUGAGGAGGUGGGGGUAGGGGGUGGGUUUGAGAGCUCCGGUCAGUCAGAGAUAAGAAAACUGUUUCAACGUGCUACGGACGAGCGAGGUGCUUGCGAGGAAGGGAGAGGCAUGCAUUCGGUCGGCGGCGCUUGUUCGGCGCAUUCCGCUUUGCGAGUUCGUCGAGUGUGGGUGGAUAAUAUUGGCAUUGGCAAGCUACCAAGCUACCAUUCUAGGCGCCAAGAACGUGUGCCGGUCACCAGUUGGAAAAAGCAAGCCUUCCAAGAUUGGCUAUCUUCAAAAGAAAUAACAUUUGAAGUUAAGGAGACGAAAUCAGAAUUACUAGAAAAAGUUAAAAAUGUGGAGGAAAGAUACCAAUCCUACGUGACCGACGAAAUGGCUAAACAGUCUGGGAUUGAAGUUUUACGCUUACCACCCUGCCACUGCGAGCUCAAUCCGAUUGAGCUAGUCUGGGCUGAUGUAAAAGGCCAUGUGGCAAGAGAUAAUACAACUUUUAAAAUGGCUGAUGUGAAAAGGUUGCUUGAAGGACUUAAUAAUAUAAAUCAGUUAAAGUGGAAGAACUGUGUUGAACACGUAAUAAAAGAGGAACAAAAAUUAAAUAGACUGGACGACAGUAUAGAUAAAACUGUAGACAGUUUUAUAAUAAAUGUGACAGACUCGUGCACAUCAGAAAACGAUUGGGAAACUGACACUGAUGAACGUGACAUCCCUGUUUAA
Molecule: messenger RNA, 2271 nt
Organism: Pieris macdunnoughi
Lineage: Eukaryota; Metazoa; Arthropoda; Insecta; Lepidoptera; Pieridae
Source: the annotation of a GenBank genome assembly